AAUACUAUCCAAGGACUCCAAGGAUCCAAGCACUGAUCUCUAAUUCUCUAUUGAGAUCAGUGGAUCCAAGUAUCCACAGCAAGUAUCCGCAGCGUCCGCAGUAUCCGUCAUCAAUCCGUUAGGGCUGGCGGGCAUGGCGGUUGUGGUUGUUGUCGGGGUUGUUCGCGUUCGUUGGUCGGUUCCGCACAAGCCGUGACCCCAGGUUUUAUUGGGGCAGCUACUAAAAACAUCGAGGCAAUUUCGAUUUUUUUUCACAUAACUGUCUUAUUGUUCGAUUUAUGAGGAUGGACAGUGCAAAUGCAAAACCAAUCGUGAGGAGGGGCUCCAAAUGUGCGUUCAUCCACUGCAAGAACAAGCGCAAAUGCUCUCUACGGCUGUUCUUUCCGUUUCCAGACCAGGACGCCACCCUGCGGGAGAUGUGGCUCGCAAACAUGCGGAUGGAGGGGUACACGCCCACGCUGUACGACCGCCUCUGCGCGGACCACUUCGACCCCACCUGCUUCACCAAGCGAUCGAGCAUCGAUCCGCUGAUUACUCUGCGUGACGAUGCAGUGCCCACGCUGUUCGAAUUUCCCAAGAAGCCGACUGCAGUCGUCACCGUGACGUCCCACAAGCCCGAAGUCGGCCACCCGUCUCACCCCGCCCCGGCACUGUCCGAAAUGAACCCCAAGAAGAUGCCGAUCAAGACAAUGAUCAUGGAGUCUUCGCUGUCCAAACCGUUCACGAUGACCCUUCCGCCCUCGUCUCGCCUCGUCAUCGUGCCGGUGCGGACGAAAGAUGGCAGGCAGCCGGGAACUUCGCUGACGCAGCCAAGCUUCAUCGUGAAGCACGCUCCAGCAAACACGUCAACUUCCGUGACCGGCGGCGCAAUGGCUGCGGUAGGAACGAGCAGGAGGUGGGGACCGUUGGAAGAGGAUGACGUGGACCUUGAGCCACGGGACAUGGCCAGACUUCCGCCAGAGCAGGAGCGGGUGAUGAAGGGCAUCUACAACCGGAAGAUUCAGCUGGCUCAGGCGAGGAUGAAGCUGCGCAAGCUUAGAUGUGGCCUGAAAGCAGGAAAGAAGAGGCUGAGGCAGCUGCAUGACCUCAUGUUCUCCGAAAGUGUGGUGAUGCGCAACGGCUCUAAGGUCGUACAGAUGACCCUUUCGAACUGGGCCAUGGAGGUUUUCAGCGACGCUCCGAUCGACCGAGACGUAGCGAUGACUGACUGUUUUGAAGUCUCGGCUACACCUGUGAAUAGAAGUGUACUUAAAAGUAAACAAGUUUGACAGGGA
Molecule: messenger RNA, 1274 nt
Organism: Ixodes scapularis (black-legged tick)
Lineage: Eukaryota; Metazoa; Arthropoda; Arachnida; Ixodida; Ixodidae
Product: THAP domain-containing protein 8
Exons: 2
Coding region: 279-1268 (329 amino acids)
Source: RefSeq, a predicted model, not a curated record